Messenger RNA from Polypterus senegalus (gray bichir), 3146 nucleotides. It is a transcript of the gene mapk13, whose product is annotated as mitogen-activated protein kinase 13. Bases 157 to 1248 code for a protein of 363 amino acids. Gene Ontology annotation, molecular function: MAP kinase activity; ATP binding. The record is from RefSeq and is a predicted model, not a curated record. The transcript has 12 exons. Gene Ontology annotation, biological process: protein phosphorylation; intracellular signal transduction. Gene Ontology annotation, cellular component: nucleus; cytoplasm. NCBI's taxonomy places the organism in Eukaryota, Metazoa, Chordata, Cladistia, Polypteriformes, Polypteridae.
UAGGCGGGAGAAGUCAAGCGAGUCCCGGCCGGCCCAGUUUCUUAGCGUAGACCGGUUACAGGGCCUGGUCUCCUCGCGUCUGCGGGGGUGUGCCACGCCUUUGGGUUUACUUACUUACUUUUUUCUAGCGCCGUGCGACUCCAUUACACUGUCACAAUGCACUCGAGCAAAAGGAAAACUUUUCGGAGGGAAGAGAUCAACAAGACGGUGUGGGAGGUUCCGGACAAUUAUGUGUGCCUCAGGCAAAUCGGAUCAGGAGCUUACGGCUCGGUGUGCUCUGCAGUUAAUACGAUUACUAAUGAAAAGGUGGCUAUAAAGAAACUACAUCGUCCGUUCCAGUCAGAAACUUUUGCCAAGAGAGCCUACCGGGAGCUGUGUCUUUUAAAGCACAUGAAGCAUGAAAAUGUGAUUGGACUUUUAGAUGUCUUCACACCUGCCAGCCGUCUAGAUGACUUUCAUGACUUUUACCUUGUUAUGCCUUUCAUGCAUACCGAUCUGUUGAAAAUCAUGGGACUUCUCUCAGAAGAACGGAUUCAAUACCUGGUGUACCAAAUCUUGAAGGGACUCAAGUACAUCCACUCGGCAGGAAUUAUCCACAGGGAUCUGAAGCCAGGAAAUCUUGGUGUUAAUGAAGACUGUGAACUUAAGAUACUUGAUUUUGGCCUGGCAAGGCAUGCAGAUGCUCAGAUGACUGGUUAUGUAGUGACAAGAUGGUAUCGGGCUCCAGAAGUGAUUCUGAACUGGAUGCACUACACUCAAACAGUUGACAUCUGGUCUGUUGGCUGCAUCAUGGCUGAGAUGAUUAAUGGCAGGACUCUAUUUAAAGGAAAUGAUUACAUGGAUCAGCUGAGCCAAAUCAUGCGAGUGACAGGGGUUCCGGAUACAGAUUUCAUUCAGAAGUUGGAGAGUCCUGAGGCAAAAAACUAUAUCAAAUCUUUGCCAUCAUUUCCAAGAAAGGACUUUACUCAACUUUUCCCCAGGGCCAGUCCUCCUGCCGUAGACCUCCUUGAAAAGAUGCUUGUUUUGGAUGCAGAUAAGAGGUUGACUGCUUCUAAGGCUUUGGAACACCCCUACUUUGAACCCUAUAGAGACCCAGAAGAGGAAAUUGAGGCUGAACCAUAUGAUGAUAGCCGUGACAAUGCAAACUUAUCUGCAAAUGAAUGGCGAAAGCUCACAUAUUUGGAAGUGAUCAGCUUCCAACCAUUCCCCCGAAGAGAUUCUAGAAAGAGGAACUUGCCUCCUCUCUGAUGCAGCCUGGUGGAAGAUACCCACUCUACUGAGCUAUCUGGAUUUUAUUGUCUAAUUGUCCUGCAUCUGCCACAAUGUACUUGCUCUUUUUGCAGUUCAAGAACACUAUAUGGUUUGUGCCAUCUCCUUACAGACUUUGGGACAACUUUGGUAACCUCGGUAGAAAUACAGGUUAUCAAAUAUGGAGGGACUGAUGGAGUUGCUUUACACAACAAUAUUGGAUUUUGUUUGAUCUAGCACUUGGAGUUCCAGCUGUCUGGUUAAGUGUCUAAUAGACUAAGACAGAAGGCCGUGAUGUUAAUGUCUACUUAAAUGCUUUCUCUGGCCACUUUUUAAAAUACUUUUGGAAAAUUUUCUCAUUUAAAAUCCCUCAUUGUGUUGAAACGCAAUUCUUGAAUUUUACGUGAAAUAAGAAAUUUCUCGUCAUACUUUUUAUAUUAAGAUAAUGUCAGAAGAGGUCCAUAAUUGAGGUUCAGUGAGAGUCUUAACACUAAAAAGAAACAAAAUUGUGUAAGUUAGUGUCUUCUCUGUUGAUUUGCUUUCCAGUGAUUAUUGCUACACCUUACAUUGUAAAUAAGUGAAUCCUUUUCUUCUGAUCCUUAUUCACACAGGACAGGACUGAUGAGGAGGCAGUUUUAAAUUUUAAAGAGAUGAGUUGAUUAUUAUUUUUAGUGUUUAUUCUCAAUAGCUGUACUUGAAGCAACUUUUGUCAGUUUCAGUUUCAGGACAGUAUAAUCAGCAAAGUUAUUGUGGAUGUUCUUGUGGAUGAUCUAAAAAUGAGCCUUUUUAAAUCUUUUAAACUUUUUCAAACAGUACAAGGGGACACAGCAUUGUAUGUUUCAGAAGGUUCCAUAUCAAGCAAGCAUGCCUGACAAAGCAUGUUAAACAUCCAUAUUAAUCAGAUGGAUUUAAAGGGCUAUGGGCACACAGGACCAUUUUUUAAGAUGUGCCGUAGUUAAACUAUAUGUUUAACUAUCUUACGAUGUCAUUUUUAUGAACUGCAGUGCACGGUUGUGUUAUUGUAAUUAUAUUCAACUUCCUAAACUUUUUUUUUUUUUUUUUUACACAGCUGAGAGAUUCUGUAGAAAGAGCUCUAUGUAUGUAUGCAGGGGAUUCAACAGAGGUGCACUGCCUAGCUACAGCAUGCCCAUUCCCAUUUUUCAGUGCUUUUGCAUUUUAUGUGCUUCUUCUCUAUCUUGUCUUUUAAUGCCCUUUGGCAUAAUUCUAGUUUAUUUCAAAAACUGCAUGCACUACUUGGUAAGACAGUGGUGGAGAUUUUGUCAUUUUUAAUAGACCACAGAAUGGUGAAUUGUGAACAUUAUAGAAAUUAAAUCUGGAUAUUGUGGCGUCACAGAAAUCUAUGACAAAAAUGACUUUUGUUAGUGAUAAAUCUGCUCUUUUUUUUAACAUGUGCCAGAUAAUAUAUUUCCUCUAUCAAUCAAAAUUUCUUAGUGCCAUACUGAUGCCUAAUGUACUGAUUUACUGUUUCCAAAUUAAAAUUAACCUGAAGGGUGAAGGCCUGUGCUAACGCUGCUCACUCACAAGUUCAUAUCUCGGCCUUGUUGCUGUCUAUAGGAAGUGUUCUUUUAGUACUUUUUUUUUUUUUUUCUUCCACAUACCAAAGACAUACACAUUGGGUUAACUAGUACUUUGCUUUGUUUAAUUCAUUUAAUAAGGAAACAAAUUGUUAUAAAGAAAACAGCUUAGUAGAACAAAAUAUAGGAAGUAAGAGUAUACUUCAAGAACAACAAAAAAUAGUUAGAAUGUAACUUUAAUUUUGCACAUGAGUGAUUUUGGGUGUGUGCAUUAAUGUGCCUUGAGAUGGGCUGAUGUUCUCUGGAUUGUGUUUUGCCUUAUGCUUAAUGGUGCCAACAACUAUCAAUUAGCAUAAGUGUGUU